CUCCUCCGAGCCCUUAGUGUUUGGGGCCGCCGGACUUCCCGAAACGCACGUCUCGUUGCUGCCCCGGCCUCGCCAUGCCGCUCCCCGUAGCCCUGCAGUCCCGCCUGGCCAAACGCGGCAUACUUAAACACAUGGAGCCCGCCCCUGACUUGACCUCAAACCGGCUCCCUGCAGAACCAGAGGAAGAAAUCAUCGCCGAGGACUAUGACGAUGACCCAGUGGACUACGAGGGCACCAGAAUCGAAGGCCUGCCGCCCAACUGGUACAAGGUGUUCGAUCCAGUCUGUGGCCUUCCUUAUUAUUGGAACGUGGAGACAGAUCUCGUGUCCUGGCUGAACCCCCAUGAUCCCAGCUCCGUCAUCACCAAGGCAGCCAAGAAACUCAGAAGCAACUUGGAGCCAGAAGAGAAGCUGGACCGGGGCUACGAAAAGCUAGAAAGGGAGGAGUUGAAGGAGCGCCGUUACCACCGAAGGGAAGAGCUGGCCCCCUACCCUAAGAGCAAAAAAGCCAGCCGAAAGGAUGAAGAAUUGGACCCUAUGGACCCUAGUGCCUAUUCUGAUGCCCCUCGAGGUACGUGGUCUACAGGUCUCCCCAAACGGAAUGAAGCAAAGACAGGGGCCGACACAACUGCCGCUGGGCCCCUAUUCCAGCAGCGGCCGUACCCCUCCCCGGGGGCAGUGCUUCGGGCCAAUGCUGAGGCCUCCCGGGCCAAGCAGCAAGACUAAGACUGAGCCCAGUCUCUCCUGCAGUUUUCCCCAACCCAACCCUCUGGUGAACAAUAAAGUGUUUUCCUUUCAA
This is a messenger RNA of Monodelphis domestica (gray short-tailed opossum), 798 nucleotides long. It is a transcript of the gene PQBP1, whose product is annotated as polyglutamine binding protein 1. Gene Ontology annotation, biological process: alternative mRNA splicing, via spliceosome. NCBI's taxonomy places the organism in Eukaryota, Metazoa, Chordata, Mammalia, Didelphimorphia, Didelphidae. Gene Ontology annotation, cellular component: cytoplasm; nuclear body. Gene Ontology annotation, molecular function: protein binding; ribonucleoprotein complex binding. The record is from RefSeq and is a predicted model, not a curated record.